AUGUCUGAACAUAUUAACGCUGAAGAAACUCGUGAAGUAGAGAUAGAACGCAACUAUUUGGAAACUUAUUGGCUAGAAGUGGUUGAGGAAUGCGAGUUGAGACAAAAUCUUUUAGAAUAUAAAGCUAAAAAAGAACGUCUCCUCCAGACUCUUUCCAACUUUAAUAACAUAAUACAAGUAACAGGUGCUAAGCUUGCUGAGCUUAUGAAUAAAUACAUUAAUCAUAAAGAAACAGAUCUGAUGGAUAAUGAUUCUGAAUCACAGCAAGAAAUUUUAUAUGAUCAUAAUGAAUUUGAUUUAGAGAUCCCGAUUUCUGAUGGUCCCGAUGAACAAUUUAAUACUGAGGAAUUUUCACAGGAUGCACUAGUUGAUACCAAUGGCAAUGAUCAGGAAUACCAUAAUUAUGAUGAUAGCAAUGAUAAUGUCUAUCUGCGCCGUCACCGUCGUCGAGGUUGUAUUGAUUAUAGCUAUCAUCCUCGUUCAAAUCGAACAAUUCGAUAUCGUGACUACAAUCGCGAGCUCAAUAAUGAUGAAGUAUUAACCGACGUUGAUAAUAGCGCUAUACAGGAUUCAGGUAACCAUAUCCUUGACGAUUACAAUCACGAAUCCAACAACCAUCAUGAAGAUAUGGACAAUGAAGAGGAAUUGAUCGUAGAAGAGGAGGAAUCAGUGACUACCGAAGAGAUGGAUAUUAGUGAUGACAAUCAAUUAACUCAAAGCUUAGCUCUUACUCGUAAAAUCCAAGGUAUAUUACGAGAAUUAAUCACACCCGUAUCUACUGAAGAGGAGAGCGAUAGUGAAGAACAUGAAGAUGGGCUAAUUCCUGUCGAAAUUGAACAAUCUUCGGAAAACUUAGCACGAUUAUAUCAAAAAGCCAAUCGUGCUGAAAAGUAUGCAAGGCAUGCGUGGUCUUUGAAGGUAUUUUGGAAAGGAGAUAUAAGAAAUGGAACCUUUCUCACUCAAAAUUGCUUGAAGAUUCAAAAAGCCAAAAUAAUAAUAGCUCAGAUUCAAAGGAUGAGUCAACAACAACGACCAAGCGAACUCAAGUCUCCAACACAAUUAGCAUCGUUAGCGAACCUUGAUCUUCCUUUUCAAUCGUUACCCUAUGGACAAUUGCUUACAUCUUAUAAUGGAAGAACGAGAUCAAAAACAGAUGAUGGGACGGCACCAUCACCACCUUAUAACUUGAACCCUAGUUCUCCUCCAUUACCAGGCAUCCCAAAUAAUCUACCUCAAUAUCAAAUUUUCCAUGCUGCCCACAUCACGAGAAUCAAGUUAUUUUCCAAAUUCUCCACCUUCUUAUCCGUUCCAUCUGCUCGUAGUAGUGCUAUCAAAGUUAUGAUGGGAAAUGAUGAUGAAUAUCCUGUUCCACCGUUGCAACGUGCAUCUGUUGGACUUACUCCAGUUUUGCAACAAACCUCAGCACCUAGUUCAAACCGUUUACGAUCUGCAAGUAAUUCAAAUAUACAUGAGAUUCAAGAAGAUCAAUGGGAAAAUAUGGAACCUUUUCCUGAUCUUCUUAAUGACAAUAUAGCAAUGAGUAACGGGGUUCAAUCGGAAUCACAUCUGCGACACAGCGGAUUAAUUACUUCAUCACAGACAUCUAAUACAAAUGGUAUUAACACUAAUGUUCCGAUUUCGAAUAGUGCUUUAUCAUCACCUACCAAUGGAUUAGAAAAAGGUAAUCAAUAUUCGAAGUAUAGCCACACAACAAUGAAAAUUCAAGUAAAUUAUGCUGAAGACAUUUUUGUGAUCGUUGUUCCUAAAGAAAUUGAAUAUAAAGAAUUAUGUGAUCGUUAUCAAGAUGAAGAUGGAGAUCACAUUACAAUUAAUUCAGUUGAAGUUGUUUUAAUGGCAUUUGAAGUAAGGUUAGCUGUUGGAAGGAAUUUUGUUAACCUUUAUGUUAGCUAA
This is a messenger RNA of Funneliformis caledonium, 1911 nucleotides long. The record is from the annotation of a GenBank genome assembly. NCBI's taxonomy places the organism in Eukaryota, Fungi, Glomeromycota, Glomeromycetes, Glomerales, Glomeraceae.